AGAUUUGUGUGGUUAGUAUUCAUGGUUUUGGCAUUGUUUUCAUAAUAUAUAAUGAAUGAGAAACUCUGAAUAUGCUGCAACUUUGAAAAUUGGAUACCUCUAAUUAAGCAUAUUUGAUCUUCUGGUAGCUCUUCCAUUGUGUUUCUUGAUGGGUUCAUUAGGUAGCUAUUUGGAUAUGGACACUGAUGGCAGGAAGGCAAAUGUGCUCAAAUAUGAGUGCUUGCUUUUUGAUAUGGAUGAUACUUUGUAUCCUAUGAGCUCUGGUCUUAACUUGGCUUGCCGCAAGAACAUAGAAGGGUUCAUGUUACAACACUUGCAUAUUGAAGAAAGUGAAGUACCAAGGAUGUGCCUUGAAUUGUAUAGAGAAUAUGGAACUACAAUGGCUGGUCUGAAGGCUCUUGGUUACGAAUUUGAUGAUGAUGAGUUCCAUGCUUUUGCUCAUGGAAGAUUACCUUAUGAAAAACUGAAGCCAGAUGCUGUUUUAAGGAACCUUCUGCUUUCCAUGCCCCAAAGGAAAAUAAUCUUCACUAAUGCUGAUAAGGGGCAUGCAGCUGAAGUUCUGAAAAGGUUGGGAUUGGAAGAUUGUUUUGAAGGAGUCAUAUGCUUUGAGACGCUUAAUCCUCCUGUUGAAACUGCUAAUUACACGGAUGCAUUAGAUAAUAAUGCAGUCCUCGCAGGAGUUGAAGUAGAGCUCAAUGUUCUUGAUGAUGAUGCUGACAAAGAAAGUUCCCACUCCAAGCCGCGAAUCCUCUGUAAACCCUCUUUGGAGGCCGUUGAAGCAGCCAUCCAAAUAGCAAAUGUUGACCCCAAGAAAACGAUCUUCUUUGAUGACAGUGCUAGAAACAUUGCAAGUGGGAAAGCAGCAGGACUUCAUACCGUUAUCGUGGGAAGCUCAGCCCUAGUGCCAGGUGCAGACUAUGCUUUGAACAGCAUCCACAAUAUCAAAGAAGCAAUACCGGAAAUAUGGGAGGACGAAGAAGAGCAGCAGGAGCAGGUUAUCCAGUCCAGUGCUGUUGAAACAGUGGUCCUUGCUUAGGUUUCUUCUCAGUUCACAUAUCACAAAAUCCUGGUUUCAAGGGGAGAGGGAAAAUAGUAGAUGAUGGUAAAUUCAAAACCAUCAUGUUGAUUUCACAGCAAAUCAUUAUCAGAAGAGUUAUAAGCUCAUUGUAUUUGAUAUCUUCAUGCAAAAGCCAAACCCAUAGGUGGUGGCACUAAUGACGAGUAAAAUAUGUUUACAAUUAAUAUAGCAAGGCUUUGUUCA
Messenger RNA from Manihot esculenta (cassava), 1261 nucleotides. RefSeq lists its product as uncharacterized. The transcript has 8 exons. Lineage: Eukaryota; Viridiplantae; Streptophyta; Magnoliopsida; Malpighiales; Euphorbiaceae. Bases 149 to 1036 code for a protein of 295 amino acids. The record is from RefSeq and is a predicted model, not a curated record.